Molecule: messenger RNA, 3369 nt
Organism: Protopterus annectens (West African lungfish)
Lineage: Eukaryota; Metazoa; Chordata; Ceratodontiformes; Protopteridae
Product: vomeronasal type-2 receptor 1-like
Exons: 8
Biological process (GO): G protein-coupled receptor signaling pathway
Cellular component (GO): membrane
Molecular function (GO): G protein-coupled receptor activity
Source: RefSeq, a predicted model, not a curated record
AUGGAGUUUGCAGCACAGAUAAUAGUUGAAUCGUCUGCAUACUGGACUAUUGUAGCAUUUGGGAUACUGUGGUGGAAGUCAUUAAUGAAGAUGUUGAACAAUAAUGGACCUAAUAUGGAUCCUUUGGGUACUCCAGUGACAUUGCUGAGUUUCUAUAUAGAAAAUUAUCAGUUCAUUCUAGCUGUGUUUUUUGCUGUUGAAGUAAUAAAUCAAAACAUGACUCUUCUGCCAAAUAUCACUUUGGGAUUACAAAUGUAUGAUUCCUGUUAUUCUGAGAGAAGAGGAUUUACCGGUGCCCUCACCAUGAUAUCAGGAAACAAAGUACUUGUUCCGAAUUACAGAUGCCUUGUCAAUAAAAGUCUGGCUGGUAUUAUAGGUGACUCUUCAGUGACCUCUCCUACUGUUGCAAGAAUAUUAGCAAUUUACCGGUACCCACAGAUUGCAUAUGGUUCUGUGGUUUCCACACUGAGUGACAGGAGCACUUUCCCAUCAUUUUUCCGCACAUUACCAAGUGAUUCCUUUGGUGCGGUUGCUUUAGCACAUUUCAUUCUUCACUUUGGUUGGAACUGGGUUGGAAUUCUGGCUUCUGAUAAGGAUUAUGGUGUUCUGGGAGCACAGAGAGCAAAGGACGUACUUCAGCAAAAUGGGUUCUGUGUGGCAUUUCUAGAAACAAUCUAUAUAGAAAACACUAAAGCAAAAAUUCAGCAUAUAGCUGAACAAAUAAAGACAACAUCUGUGAAGGUCAUCCUGGUUUACUCUAGGUAUGAGCCAAUGUAUAAACUAAUGGAAGACCUUUACCAACAUAACAUAAACCAUAUUGUCUGGCUCGGAUCACCUGGGUGGUCUGUUUCUCCAGGUUUUUCCAAAAUUGUAAGACAAAAGCUUUUAAAUGGUACAGUAACUCUUUAUGCUCAUAAAGGUGAUAUUCCAGGAUUCAGGGAGUUCUUGUACAAUAUCCAGCCUUCUCAUCACACAGAUGACAUUUUUAUCAAAGAGUUCUGGUCAAGUGUGUUUGGCUGUAGCUGGCUGGACAAUGCUACAAAACAGGAUGCAGCAAAGCAACCAAUACCUUGUACAGGUACUGAGAGCCUAACUGCACUUGGGAAGUCAGUGUAUGAGGAGGAGGAAUUCCGCUAUACCUACAGUGUUCACAAUGCAGUCUAUAUGUUAGCACAUGCCUUACAUGACCUGUCAUCAUGCAUGUUUCCAUGGGGACCAUUUGUAAAUGGAUCUUGUGCUAGUAUUCAUGAUUUUCAUCCUUGGCAGGUUGCAUAUGGUUCUGUGGUUUCCACACUGAGUGACAGGAGCACUUUCCCAUCAUUUUUCCGCACAUUACCAAGUGAUUCCUUUGGUGCACUUGCUUUAGCAUAUUUCAUUCUUCACUUUGGUUGGAACUGGAUUGGAAUUUUGGCUUCUGAUAAAGAGUAUGGUGUUCUGGGAGCACAGAGAGCAAAGGACGUACUUCAGCAAAAUGGAUUCUGUGUGGCAUUUCUAGAAACAAUCUAUGUACAAAAUACACAAGAAAAAAUUCAGCAUGUAGUUGAACUGAUAAGGACAACAUCUGUGAAGGUCAUCCUGGUUUACUCUAGGUAUGAGCCAAUGUAUAAGCUAAUGGAAGACCUUUACCAACAUAAUGUAAAACAUAUUGUCUGGCUGAGUCCUACUGGAUGGUCAGUUUCUCCUGGUUUUUCAAAAGCUGUAAGGCAAAAGCUUUUAAAUGGCACAAUAAGUCUUUAUGCUCAUAAAGGUGACAUCCCAGGAUUCAGGGAGUUCUUGUACGAAAUCCAGCCUCUUCAUUACACAGAUGAUAUUUUUUUCAAAGAGUUCUGGUCAAGUGUGUUUGGUUGUUCCUGGCUGGACAAUAGUACAAGGCAGGAAGCAGAACAAGAAACAAUACCUUGCUCAGGUAACAAGAGCUUAACUGUACUUGGGAAGCCUGUAUAUGAGGAGGAAGAGGAAUUCCGCUACACCUACAGUGUUCACAAUGCUGCGUAUAUGCUGGCUCAUGCCUUACAUGACCUGUCAUUGUGCACAUCUCCAAGGGGGCCAUUUGUAAAUGGAUCCUGUUCUAGUAUUUAUGAUUUUCAUCCUUGGCAGCUCACUUAUUAUAUGAGGAAUAUCCACUUUAAGAACACUGGAGGUGUUGAUAUAUUCUUUCAUGAAAAUGGAGAACCACCUAUUGUGUAUGACUUUAUGAACUGGCAUGAGCUGCAAGAUGAAUCCAGCAAGUACGUAGCGAUAGGAACAUUUGACGCACAUGCACCUAAAGGUCAGGAAGUUACCCUAAAUGAGACAGCCAUCAUGUGGGGUGAAGGAUACAUACAGGCUCCUCGCUCUGUUUGCAGUGAGAGCUGCUCACACGGAUACAGAAAACUAGUUCACCGUGGACAGCCAGUCUGCUGCUAUGACUGCAUCCUCUGUUCAGAAGGAGAGAUUUCAAAUCAGAGUGAUGCCAUUUUCUGCACCCCAUGUCCUAAAGACACAUGGUCAAGUGAUAACCGAAGCAGAUGCAUUCCUAAAAUUAUUGAAUUCCUGUCCUAUGAGGAACCUUUAGGCAUUAUCCUGACCUUCAUUUCUACAACUGGCUCUGCAGUUACUCUAAUACUCUUCUUUGUUUUCAUCAAAUUCCGUGACACCCCACUUGUGAAGGCAAAUAAUCGUGACCUCAGCUACAUUCUGCUCAUCUCAUUGGUUCUUUGUUUUCUCUGCUCAUUAAUAUUUAUAGGUCAGCCUGGGAAAGUGAACUGCUUGUUCCACCAGACAGGCUUUGGUGUUAUUUUCACUGUUUGCAUUUCAUCCAUUCUUGCAAAAACAGUAACUGUGGUCAUUGCAUUCAGUGCUACCAAACCAGGAAGCCAGACAAAAAAGUGGCUGGGGACCAGGGUUCCAAAUGGACUUGUUGUUUGCUGCUCUGCAGUCCAGCUGCUACUGUGUGUUGUUUGGCUGUCCACCUCUCCACCUUUCCCAGAUGUUAACAGGAAUUCAGCAAAGGAGAAAAUUAUUUUUCAGUGUAAUGAAGGAUCAGUGUUUGCCUUCUACUGCAUGCUGGGAUAUCUGGGACUUCUGGCGAGUGUGUGUUUCAUUGUGGCAUUUCUGGCAAGGAAGCUGCCAGAUAGCUUUAAUGAAGCUAAAUUCAUCACAUUCAGCAUGCUUGUGUUUAUCAGUGUCUGGCUAUCCUUCAUCCCAGCGUAUCUCAGUACACAAGGAAAGUAUAUGGUGGCUGUAGAAAUAUUUGCUAUUUUAUCCUCAAGUGCAGGUCUUCUGAGCUGCAUAUUUUUCCCCAAGUGUUAUAUUAUCCUUCUUAGACCAAAUAAGAAUACAAAGGAACAUUUAAUUGAUAAACUAUAUAACAAAAGGAAAAAAAAAUUG